This is a messenger RNA of Microthlaspi erraticum, 501 nucleotides long. The record is from the annotation of a GenBank genome assembly. NCBI's taxonomy places the organism in Eukaryota, Viridiplantae, Streptophyta, Magnoliopsida, Brassicales, Brassicaceae.
AUGACCCAUAGUAGUGAGAGUGAGCAAGGGGAGUUUGAGAUUGGAGUGAACCUUGUUCAAGAGGGGGAAAUGGCUCUCCAAAGAGGAAGUGAUGAGACUGAGAGUGAAGAGGAAGGAGAAGAGAAGAAGGAUGAGCUCCCCAUGUACCAAGAGCACUACAAUGCUCUCUUCUCCAUGGACUUUGUGGAGACCAAGUACCCACAUGAUGACACCAUGAGAGGCCUUGGGAUCUUUGAGGAUGUGGAGUUGGUGCUCAAGAACAUGCAAUUGGAAGUUCUUCUCUCACCGCAUGGAGUCUUACAAGGAGCUGACUUGAACCUAUGGAACAUCAAGGAAGAUGAACUCCAAAGAGUAUGGGCUACAAUCGCUGAAGAGGGGUACUCUUCCUCAAGGUCCAAGGCUGCCAGAUCAGAAGUCCUGUGCUUGAGAUAUGUCCACAAGGCUCUUGCCAACACCUUCUUUGCAAGGAAAGCCACUGGACAAUCAAUGAGGGAGAAGUGA